Molecule: messenger RNA, 1032 nt
Organism: Sturnus vulgaris (Common starling)
Lineage: Eukaryota; Metazoa; Chordata; Aves; Passeriformes; Sturnidae
Source: RefSeq, a predicted model, not a curated record
AUGGAGCAAAGGAGCAGCCAGCUCUCAUGGAAAACCAUCUGGAACUACAACACAGGCAUCAUUGCAACCAAAGUGGUGCAAGAGAGAACAUGCUACAUUUCCACCAUGAACAGAAAUGCCAUGCCCAGCUUUGAUGCUCUUGUCAUAUACGCUUCAGAGAACAGGAACCAGAUCGGUUUUGGAAGACCUACCAAGAAGAUCACCUUUGUCGCCAAUGGAUUGGUCAACAACCUCAGCUCUUACGGAUCAGAUGUCUUCUCUAUGUGCAGUGGGCUCACCACCUACAUGGCUUACGAAGUUCACGAAGGGCUUCUGCACCUCUGGAGCACUAAGGCUUUCUCUGGGGACAUUUUGCUGCUCCAGAACGAGCAGCUCAGCCCCUGUUCCCCAGAGGAGCUGAAGAGGUCGGAGAAACAACUUGAGAUUCAGCUCUUGAAAGAGCAACAUCAAGAGACUGAAGUAAGCAAGAAAAUCUCCUUUGGUGGAGGCUACCAACUUAUGACCAUCAAUAGGAAAUGGCUCGUGGCAAGCAUUGAGCAAAAGACCAACCAUGGGUCCUGGAAAACCAUCUGGAACUAUGACACAGGCUUUAUGGCAACCAGAGUGCUGCCAGAGAAAGCUUGCUACCUUUCCAUAAUGAACAGAACCGAGAUGCCCAGCUUUGAUGCACUCCCUCAGCUGGCUGCAGACAUCAGGAACCAGAAUCGUCCAAGACCCCCUUCAAAGGAGAUCACAUUCACCCUCGUCAAGAGAACAAUUCGCGACCUUGAAUCAUAUGGACCAGACACCUUCUCUAUGUGCAGAGGACUCUCAACUUAUGUGGCUUACGAAGUUCACGGACCACAAUUCAGUCUCGGAUCAUGCAUCAAACUUGAUGUCCUUCAAUAUUUGGCCCUCACAUACUGCCAUAAUGAUAACUUUGUGUGAAUAAUACCUUUCUUGAACUUUGUGGGGAUGCUCCAGCAGUAGCUCCUGCCCAAAGCCAACCCUGAUGGAGUUAUUCCCUGUCAUGUCUUCUUUCAAUUCUUCAGG